This is a messenger RNA of Cuscuta epithymum, 1734 nucleotides long. NCBI's taxonomy places the organism in Eukaryota, Viridiplantae, Streptophyta, Magnoliopsida, Solanales, Convolvulaceae. The record is from the annotation of a GenBank genome assembly.
CGUGGGCAUUAUCUCCCUAUAUAUUCAACCACUGCCGCAGCGGACCGAGAAGCAUCUAGGGUUUGUGAGUGAGUAAGAGAAAAACAAACAACAAUGGCUGAGGGAGAUCAGGGUAGGCAGACGGGCUCCGUCAAGUGGUUCAGUGAGGACAAGGGCUUCGGCUUCAUUACUCCCACCGACGGCGGCAACGAUCUCUUUGUCCACCAAUCCGGCAUCAGAUCUGACGGAGGUCGCGUCCUCGGUGAAGGCGAGAAUGUGGAGUUCACCGUGGAGGAAGGAAACGACGGCCGUACUAAGGCCGUCGACGUUUCUGGCCCUAAUGGAGGCCCUAUCGAAGGUCUCGGUGGUGCCGGAGGCGGCAGUGGAGGCCGUGGAGGCCGUGGCGGUGGUUAUGGAGGCAGAGGCGGAGGUGGCCGAUCUGGGGGCUACGGAAGCGGUGGAAGCUAUGGAGGCGGAGGAGGUUAUGGAGGCGGAGGAGGCUAUGGAGGCGGAGGAUACGGAGGAGGUGGCGGCGGCUACGGAGGAGGUGGAGGCAGCUAUGGUGGAUCAGGCGGCGGAAGCCGUGGCGGAGGCGGUGGCGGAGGCUGCUACCGUUGCGGGGAGGAAGGUCACUUUGCCAGAGAGUGCACACAGAGCGGCGGAGGCGGAGGUGGAGGUGGCGAUCGUUAUGGCGGAGGCGGCGGCGGACGAAGCGGUGGAGGCGGCGGUUGCUUCUCCUGCGGUGAGGAAGGUCACUUUGCUCGGGAAUGCCAGAACAGCAACCGUUGAUCUGUCUCUCCAACUACUCAGAGAAUGACAUUGUGAAUCUUCACAUAUCUCAUUUCUGUUUUAUAUUAUCAUGUCUCUUUUAAUCCGUGUCUUAUGUAUGGAUGGAUCUAGCUUAACCGCCAUGUCCAAGGUGUUAUCCUCUAGCCUGUUUUUGUUCUAAGAAGUGAUUAGUUUGUGUUAAUGGAACUUCAUUUCGGAAAUAUAUACUUUUGCCUUAUGCCUGGUUUUAACCUGAAAUCGUUUAAUCUUUAGAUUUCAUACCAUAUGUUGUUUUAAGAUCUGUGGUCUGAGUAUUAUUAUGAUCAGAUAUCCCAACUGGUUUGGAUUAUCCAUUUCGUUUUCUUGUUUACUUUUUGUUUUAGUUUCCAUAGCUUUUCUUUUUCGUUGUGCUUGACUAAACCUUACUGGUUUGAAAGGAACUGAAAGCAACCUUUCCUUUACUGUCAUUAUAAUUUUCCUUUAGAAAACAGUAGGGACAGGUUGGGGUUUGAACCUUUAGUAACCUUUCAUAUUCUGGAAAAGGUUCAUGAAUAGACAUGUUGGGAAGUCCCAUAAAACGCUCUACACAUGCAACUUUAUUAAGCUUUUGUAAAGUUAAUUAAAUGCGUUUCUAGAUUUGGUAACUUGAUUCAGUCCUUUAAAUUGAUAACUGUGCAUCUUCGCUGUUGUGAACAGUGCUGUUACUCCAAAUUUGUUACAUUUUGUUGAUGCACAUUUUAUCAUUUCUAUGAUACUCGUACAUUAUACUGUAUUAGAUUUCUUUGAAAACAUUAGACCAUUUAUGUCGCAUUGAAGUGCCGAGCCUUUUGAAUGAAUAGUUAAAUCCGGGGUAUGUAUUUAGUUAAUUUUUGUCCAUAUUUUUUUUCCAAAGCUUAUGUUUUCGCACUUGUAUCUGAAUAAAGACAGUACUUUUUUUGUUUAUGAAUUUAUUAACCCUAAAGACACAACAAGCUAAUUUUCUUUCUU